This is a messenger RNA of Heterostelium album PN500, 675 nucleotides long. RefSeq lists its product as uncharacterized. The coding region runs from base 1 to 675 and encodes 224 amino acids. NCBI's taxonomy places the organism in Eukaryota, Evosea, Eumycetozoa, Acytosteliales, Acytosteliaceae. The transcript has 2 exons. The record is from RefSeq and is a predicted model, not a curated record.
AUGUCUAAAAAAUUAGAGGAUUUAGGUGCAGAUGCAAAAAAGAGAUUGGAUAAUCUUAUGAAUAAAGAUAGAGUAAAGAACCAACAGCAAUUCGAAGAGCAACAAAGUCAUAAUCAACAAAAAUACAAGGAAAGUCAUAAUCAAACAAAGAGUAGUAGCGGUGGCGGCAACAACAAAGAAAAACUUUUCGAUACUCUAAAUGUCAAGAAGAAUGUAGAUGGUGCCUACAAAGUAGCUGAGAAUCUGAGUGAUUUCUUUAAGAACAGACCGAUCGAUUCGAAUGCAAAUUCGCCAUCACCUAAAUUUCAAAUCAAUGAAUUCUAUCGUGGUUUCUUAAAGAUGAGUGGAUAUGCAUGGGGUAUUGCAUUAACAUUUGGAUUGAUUUCAUUCGCAGUUUAUAGAACUUUUACACCAAAACAAUAUGUACCGCCAAGUGAAUUGACUUCAACAGCAGCAACAACAUCAUCAUCGGUACCUCAAUCAAUAACAACAACAAACAAAUCCAAUAAUGAUUCAAUGAAAUCAGUAUUACCUCUUACACCAAAUAAGAGCUCCUCUGCACCAGUAUCGGUACCAUUAUCAUUAUCAUCCUCAUCAUCGUCGUCAUCAUCAACAGAUAACAGUAAAACAAGCUCAAAAUACACUGCAAUCGUUACUGAAGCAAGCAAAAAGUGA